Messenger RNA from Salmo salar (Atlantic salmon), 4002 nucleotides. The record is from RefSeq and is a predicted model, not a curated record. NCBI's taxonomy places the organism in Eukaryota, Metazoa, Chordata, Actinopteri, Salmoniformes, Salmonidae.
GACCCUGGCAGAGGUCCAGGACACGUUCAUGACUUACGAGAUAUACGAUGAUGUCAUAACUCUGCGUCUGGUGCAGGAGGCAUGUACUAUGCUGGACAUGCCUUCUGAGGUGGUGCUGAAGCUUUUCGGGGAGUACUUCUUCAGCUUCUGUAAGAUGGCGGGGUACGACACCAUGCUGCGUACGCUAGGGGGGAACCUGGUGGAAUUCAUUGAGAACCUGGAUGCUCUUCACAGCUACCUGGCUCUCUCCUACCAGGAGAUGAACGCUCCCUCGUUCCGUGUGGAGAAGAAUGAGGAUGGGAGGAUGUUGCUUCAUUACUACUCGGACAGGAAAGGCCUAUAUCACAUUGUGCCAGGCAUCAUUGAGGCGGUGGCCAAAGACUUCUUUGACAGCGAAGUGAGCAUGACCAUCCUUAACCAAUCAGAGGAAGAUGAGCGCACAGGGAAGAAAGAGCAUGUGGUCUUCCUGGUCUCUCAGAGGAGCAGAGGGUCAAAGAGGGAUUUCCGGCCCCAAAGAGAGAACAAGGAGGUAACCAAGGAGGAUGAGGAGAUUGAUAGGAGGCAUCAAGCACAGGCAUUGGAGAGGAUGAGAGCCAGGUGUGCCAGUCUGCCCCACUGCCCUGCUGGGAAAAGAUCACGCUGGGACAUGGUUAGGAGCGUUGUCAUGUUUGGAAAAGACAACCUUCUGAAGUCGUUCACACCCUGCUACCCAGAUAAGCUGUGGAUGGAGGAACAAGCAUUCUGCAAUGCCUUCCCUUUCCACAUUGUCUUUGAUAAACAGCUCAAGGUGAAGCAGACUGGGGUUAACAUCCAGAAGUUUGUCCCUGGGCUGCAGACGAUGGACAUCCGUCUGGAUGAGUACUUCAGCAUUGUCCAUCCGCAGGUGACCUUCAACAUCGAGAGCAUCAGGAAGUUCAUCAACAGCCAAUUUGUCCUGAAGACCAGGCGGGAGAUGGUGCCGCUGGCCUCUCAGCAUCAGUCCAUGCUCAAACUCAGAGGUCAGAUGGUGUGGAUGGAGUCUCUGGGCUGUAUGGUGUACCUGUGCUCCCCAAAGCUGCGCAGUCUGCAGGAGUUGGAGGAGAGGGGUCUGCACAUCUCCGACAUCGCCCAGCACGACGCCACCCGAGACCUCAUCCUGCUUAACCAACAGCGUCUGGCCGAAAUGGAGCUGUCCAAUCAGCUGGAGCGCAAAAAGGAGGAGCUGAGGAUCCUCUCACGCCACCUCGAGACGGAGAAGAAGAAGACGGAGACUCUGCUCUACGCCAUGUUGCCUCGCCACGUAGCCAACCAGCUGAAGGAGGGCAAGAGGGUGGAAGCAGGUGAGUUCCAGGUGUGCACCAUCCUGUUCAGUGAUGUGGUCACCUUCACCAAUAUCUGUGCUGCCUGCGAGCCCAUCCAGAUCGUCAACAUGCUCAACUCCAUGUACUCCAAGUUCGACCGCCUUACCAGCGUCCAUGACGUGUACAAGGUGGAGACUAUUGGAGACGCCUACAUGGUGGUGGGUGGGGUUCCCAUUCCAGCUGACAGCCAUGCAGAGCGGGUGGCCAACUUUGCCCUGGGUAUGCGUAUCGCUGCCCGGGAGGUGACCAACCCUAUCACUGGGCAACCUAUCCAGAUUCGGGUGGGUCUGCACACAGGUCCAGUGCUGGCUGGUGUGGUAGGGGACAAGAUGCCUCGAUACUGCCUGUUUGGAGAUACAGUCAACACUGCCUCCCGCAUGGAGAGUCACGGAGUGCCUGACCACAUACACCUCAGCCCCUUCACAUACAGUGCGCUGGAAGAUAAGGGCUUUGACAUCCUGGAAAGAGGAGAGAUCCAGGUGAAGGGGAAAGGCCUGAUGACCACCUACUUCCUGCUGCAGAACCUGUGUGUGUCUGAGGACACCAUCAUGGCCAGAGGGACAGGAGAGCCCUGCGUGUACAGAGACAACCAGCAGGGGGCGGGAGAGAGCGAGAGAGAAGAACCAGACAGUGUGAGAAAGGAGGAAACGAAUGGCCAAACCACGGCAUCUGCUUCUUCUUUAAGUGACCUCACCAACGAAGACACACCUUUUCUGGGAGACACUACACCUUUUCAAAAGGGCCACCUCAACGACGUGAACUCACGAUUCUGCCGACUGCUCUAAGUAUGUGGAGUUGGACUCCAUUUGGAAGCACAUCGUUUGAAAAUCUGAGACCAUUUAGGAAAUGAAAUGUUGAACUCCACAAAGGCAUGCUAGUUCUGACAGUUUUCAAAGAAUCAACAAUGUUUCUACACAUGCUUGCUAACCCACUGGGCACAGAUGUCAAUUCAAUGUCUAUUCAAUGCUGGUUCAACGUAAUUUCAUUGAAAUGACGUGGAAACAAUGUUGAUUAAACCACUGUGUGCCCAGUGGGAAGUUUUAUAAAUACUGUAGACAAAAAGUGAUAAAUCGGUAUCUCAAAUUUUUGUUGAUGAUCCAAUGGUCUCCACGUUGAUUCAACUUUGUAACCACAUUGACAAAAUGAUGUUUAGAUAUUAUAAACAGGUUGAUUCAAUCUGUGGGAGACUCCUGGGUGAGCUCUGUGUUGUUGUCGCGACUGCCGCCUGCUGGGGGACACCUGGUGAGUCCCAUAGGGUGGUGCACAGUUGGCCCAGCGCCGUUCGGGUGAGGCCGGGGUAGGCCGUCAUUGUAAAUAAGAAUUUGUUCUUUUCUGGCUUGCCUUGUUAAAUAAAGGUUACAUUUAUUUUUUUUAUAGUUUGGGGUCUGCUAGACAACAGCAAGGAAAGUCUCCUUUCUCUCCUCUCAGUCUUUCCAGAUGCUAAUCAUGAGUACACAGUAACUGUAAUCUGCAUAAGGAGGUGUUGAUGUGUGAUCUUAUAUAGUCUAAACCUUGUACAGUUGGGAUGUUCUUAGACCUGUUUACUUUAGGUCUGGUUCCUCAUUUUCCAACUCCCUGUGGCCCUUUUCGCUAACUAAAGUAAACAGAUAACAGUUGAGAAAAAUGGUGGUGUGUGUGUGUGUGUGUCUAUGUAUGUGUGUGUAUGUUGGGAAAGUGGCUGUCAUUAACAUUUAAUUACCACAAAUACCAGCGAUAGCACAACUAUUGACGCGUGAGUGGGAGAGUUGGAGACUCUUGUGACUUAAGCGCACCUAGGUGCAAUCGCGCUACAGGCAGCGACACAGAGAGAGGCCCAAAUGUAGACAGCAACGUUGCAGUACAGUCCCAUGGAGCACCAAACAGAAGCACUGAAGUUGCUACAGAAUGUGCGCUCUCACCAAACAGCGAUUAGUAGGCCCAGUAAACUUGGACUAGAAAAACAAGUGACAACCAUCCAAGACUCGUCAGCAGCGGCCCGCACAAUAGCAGAAAAGGCGCGUGAAAGUGUCAUUACGCAGCUAAUCGAUAUUCUAACCCAAAUACUCACAGUCGAGGAAGAAAUCAGUCAUAGUUCGUUUCAGGAUCUGAGGAUAUUUCUGCGUCCUAAAGAAAGCAUAGAGCCGAGGAACAUCUGUGUGCGCAUGGCAAUGAGGGACUCUGACUGUCAGAAGGUCCGGAACCUUAGAGAUCUGCAGGACUGUUUAAAAGCCAUGGUGGACAGUCUGGUGUCUUCUCUCAUCAACAUGAACCAUCCCGUGGCCAUUCAGACAUCACGCACGCUUGAAGAGAUAUAUCUGAGCUUCCCUGAAAUCUGAAUAGCUAAUAUCUCACUUUACCUAGUCUCAGGGUUGAUAGCCUAUUGUUUACUUGAAUGUACUUUUUAAAGAAUGUAUUUUAUUUCAAAUUAUCGGAGGUGCAACUAUGUAGGCCUACUUUGUAAAAAGGAAUGUCAGAAGAAAUGAUACUGGGACAAAAAUGUGUGUUAUGCAAAGUGUUUUAUACAAAUCCUCCUUAAACGCCUGAAGUUUCUGUCAGUUUGUUGAGGAAACUUACCAGGAAUUCCAGUUCCCUACAGUUGUGUACUGUAGACCUGCUCAUGGUGAGUUGGCCUUUCCAAAGUAUAAUUAUGUUUAAUUGGGUAAUAAACAUUGAUUAAAUCGUU